Cataglyphis hispanica is the source of this 10759-nucleotide messenger RNA. RefSeq lists its product as uncharacterized. The transcript has 3 exons. The coding region runs from base 3275 to 5887 and encodes 870 amino acids. The record is from RefSeq and is a predicted model, not a curated record. Gene Ontology annotation, molecular function: sequence-specific DNA binding. NCBI's taxonomy places the organism in Eukaryota, Metazoa, Arthropoda, Insecta, Hymenoptera, Formicidae.
UCUACGUCGCACGGUCGAAAACGCGGGGUGCAAUGUGCAACAUCGUAUUUCAUCCUCGUGGAAUUCUCCUUCUCCAGUGGAGAAUGACAGAAGAUGAAAAAGAGAAGCGCGAGAUAUUGAGCGUGUGUGACCGAUACAUAUACAUACAUACGUCGUAUUGAGUCAUCUUCGUCGUCGUCGAGUCUCUUGGUGCUAAUACUGCAGCAGUCAACCUCGAUACGUCUUCGUCAAUGAUAAGAUAAAGACCUCUUUUCCGCCAGUCAUGCCUGUGCAUAAGUACAUGGAAGAAAGCACGGAAAGCGAAGGCUACAACAAAGAGCCGUCUGAGCGAAUGUAAAGGACGAAGAGAGACAGAGGAUGGUCGGCGUACAUCAUUUGGGCGCCGAGAAGUCUGGCGCGACCAAGCCAGGCCAGAGGCGCGUCUCUGGUUACGCGACUAUUUGGGGCGCCAAGCUGGUGGCUACGGCGGUGCGGCGGGUGAACGGGGAUCAUGGAAGGACGGCGGGGCAAGGAGAGGGCGUAGGUAGGCGUCCGAGCAAUGUCCACUGCGUUCGAAGAGAGGUUCGCAGGGUCGGAGAUUGAAGAGAAAAGAGGGAGAUCGCCGAAGGGAGCUCCGCAGGCCACAUUCCAGAAGAACGCGAGUUUUCAAACAUGCCUGGCCUGCGUGAAUAUAGGUCCAUGACCGAUCCUGUAAUACACACACAACGAUCUCUAAGCGAGUUGUGAGCUGUGAAACUGCGUUCGUCCCUCAUCUCGUCUCUCCUAUGUCCAUCGCUCGAACGAUUCCCCCUGUGGUGCGUCCCUUCCCCCCUAGUGUUGCUCUGUCGCACACAGACGUGUACACAUAUAUAUCAACCUUCCCUUCCCUCUUCUCCGUCAUAUACUCUCCCUUUCCUCGUCCCUCGUGCUAACCCGGACGACCAGGCCGACCGAGCUGGCGACACCCUGUCUGGCAAGACCGGCCGGCGGACAAAAGAGGGGGCGCCCAAGCGCUGCGUUGCCAUUUACUCGGUCUUCGUGCUGCGCCUACCUUCGGCCCCAAGGACAAAUCCGACGAGCCGUGCCAGCCGUCGUGCCGCACUAGGCGACUGCCGGUCUGCUGCUGCCUCGAUGUUUUCCUUACGAUGCUCGCUGCCGAUAUUAUUUUCAGCGAAUACUUUCGUAAACUUGCGAAACAGAAUGCACGAGAUGGAAGAUGAAGAAUAGAUAGAUGAGAAAAGAUAGAAAGAAAAAUGCAAGAAAACUAACGUCAUGUAAUUACUAUGACUAAAAACAUAAUGAAAUUGACAGGAAGACAUUCCGUUUCAAGGACACAUAGGUGGAAUACCUGAAUGAUGAAUCGUGCCUACAUAACUAUACGCGAGGCCGAUCCUCGCAGGUGCCUUCUCGCUGCACGGUGGACGUGUUCAAAAGAGGAUCUCAUCGUGAUCAGUAAGCGCAAGAAUAGCCGCCGUGAUUCUUGGAAAUAGAAUAGGGUGCCUCUUCAGAGAACUGCGAGAGGAUUCGUCGGCAUCCUUGGUUUCUGCCGGUGGCGCGAAUCGUGGAAAUUUACGAGACCUCGUCCGUUUCUUUUUAUCAGUCUAUCUUGCUCACGCGUUCGUUCAUCGAAGUAUAUGCGAGCAUGCGGCUUGCGUCAUUGCCUCGCGGGUCUCUCCGUGCGUUUGUAUGCGUUGCGGCCUACGUGUAGCUAAGAAGAGACAUGGCAACGGCGCGUGAAGCUAAACAUAUUAACUGUCGGCUCACGCCACAAAAACAUGAUCUCAUUCCAUGGCGCAUAUGCAAGAGGUUAUCGUAUACCUCAAAAUCUCAUUCAAAACUUUAACGGCAUGAGAAAAAAGAAAAAGAGAGUAAAGAGAAUAAUAUAAAUACAAAAGCAUUGAAUACGGUAACGGUAAACUAAGGGAUUAAUAAUUUCAAUUAACACAAUAUACAAAUAAUAUUAAUUGCUUUAAUUAAAAUAUAGAUAAUUUUAAAUCCAAUAAGUCCUUGGCAUUAGCUAUACUAGCCUAUUAUAAGCUUAUUUACUAGGCCGUCUUUCCUGACUAUAAAAUUUUCUAUGCUACUAUUGAGUCAGAUUUGUAUUGUACUUAGUGUUCGUAUCUCGUAGAAUAUAUAUAUCUACGACCUAAUUUAAAUUACGCGCUUUUUCGUAGAAUAAAAUUUUCAUAAUUGAUUAUGAUCUGUUUCACUUCUUUGCUAUCGUUUUUAAUCUUAAAUUUUAUAUAGAUGCUGUAUAUGUCAUAUAACGAAUUAUAGAAAAGUACAGAAUGUUACACAUUCUCUGCGUAUUCGACCUCAUGUAUAGAGAAGUCGAACGGAGAGGCGCGAUCGGCUGGAGGAGAAAGGCGAGCAAAAAUCGAGGCUCCAUGCUGGCUGCUACGGCAAACUGCUAAGCGGCGCGGCAGGCAGGCAGGCAGGCAGGCAAGCACGCACGCAGUCAGACAUUCACAGCAGACAACAUGGCGCCGAGAGCGUCGUCGUCACGCCGGCGUGACGUUUCCCGCGCGCGUCAUUAACGGAAGUGAGCCCACAAAAUGGCGGAGUUUUACAGAACUGAGGUGUGAAAGGGAAGAGAGAAAGGAGAGGAAAGGGAGGGUGUCUACGCCUGCGGGCAGUUAGACAGGCAAGCGAGGUAGGAUGACGAGAGAUCUGUAGAAAGAGAGGAGAUUAGGUCGGUAGCACAGAGAAAGAAGAAUGACUAGUAGCUGCCUUCAGCGGUAAACUAGCGCCCGUACUGUACGAAUGGUGGCAACGGGGUGUUGAGGGGACGACUAUUAGAUAGAAAGAGAAAAAACGACAAAGGCGAUAAGUUGAACGCAGAUAGCAAUAAACGAAGUAACGAGCGAGUGGGGAUACGUGGAGGAGAGGCCGAGAAUGCGAGAAGAGAGACUCGAGGGAAUGAGAGAGCGAGAGACGGCGUUAGAGCGGGGGGGAAAGACCAGUGGGAAGCAGCGGCAGUUCUCGCUGGUAGUGGGGAUGAAAAUUAGUUACGGCAUCCAAGACCUAAAAGGAACUCCGGCGCCGCCAGAUCGCAUCGUGCAAUGUUAAGCGUUAAGGUAUCCUCGUGUAUCGUUGACAGUGCCGGUCUUAAACUUUGUGGUAGUUAUCUGCAUCGUGAUUAUAUUGUCGGACUCGUUUUUAUGGUCAACGUGACGAUUAUUACAGGUGCGAAUAAGUUACGUAUGUGUAAUAUUUUAAAUCAAAGUCCAUGACCUAUUUAUAUGUAUGACGUGAGUGUGAGGUGCUCAGUGAGGAUAGCUCACAAUCAGUUAAAAUGAUUCAUUCGAAACAUCAACAAUCAACGCAUCAACAGCAUCAGCAGCAGAGCAUGCGAAAAUCUGUGGGCGUUAUGGGUACGAGACGUAUUUUUACAACAGCUUUUAAAAUCAAGGUUUUAGAUUCUUAUAGACACGAUAAGGAUUGCCGCCAGAAUCAACGUGCCACUGCGAGAAAAUAUGGUAUUCAUCGUCGUCAAAUACAAAAAUGGCUACAAUGUGAGGAGCAGCUCAGAAGUAGCGUUGAAAAUGGAAAUACUGGGACUGCCUCCAUUUCUUCCACGGGUUCUCAAUCGGAUGGUACUAUGACGGAAGCUACAGGGAACACCGUGACUCCAGCAACGCCGGCCUUGAACCUCAACCUCGCCAGACAGCACGGCGACGAGCUCACUACACAGCAAGGGCCCCCACCUUCUCAUCCUCCGCAUGGCAGUGCACCCUCCUCGCCCCAAUAUAACCGUCAAACUACUACCAUUGGCACGCCUUUGCCCCUAUGCGUCACAUCCGUGGGUUAUCAAGAAUAUUCAGAACAACAACGUCUUCAUUUAGAGCUUGAAGACAGAGUUCAUAUGUCAGAGAUUCACGGAUAUUCAGGCACGCAAGUGGAUCAAGACCGUAAUUAUUACGUAUUAAACGGAGAUGGACAGCGAGAUGUAGAGGCAGCUUCAAUAUUUAGCAGUAGAAACGAGGUGAAGGUAUAUCAAACUUUGACAAGUUACCAUUCGCCAUCUCAAGAACAUCAAUACGGCGUAAAUGAUAUCAACAAUAGCAUGCAUAAUCAUUCGCCGAAUCAUCAUCCGCAGCAGCGAGAACAAAGUUAUGGAAACGUCGAUUCAUUCGACGGGAGAUCAUACGGCUUGCUACUAGCGCCGUCGAUGAUAAAGACAGAGCCAGUGAGCCCAGACACAGCGGCGACGUCAGGACCGUACGAAUCAACGGAUUCCCCCGGUGGCCCACGGGCCCCACUCUCACCGAUAUCGCAUCGAGUCGCCGAUAGCGGCGGUUCUUCGUCGUCCGUUCACUUUGUUGAUUCCUCACGAGCCCCCGCGAGCCCGUACUUGCACGUGCACGUGCAUGAACACGCACACCCAUGCUCACCGUUGAAUUCCGAGAAGUCGAUCCCGUCGCUUCUGCACCAGGAGAGAGAGUCAGAAGAAACGACGCAGCACGUCGAAGAGAAGGAGGAAAAGAUGUCAGAAAAAGCAGAAUAUUGUACGGCAAUGAUCAAAGAAGAAGUACACUUGGAUGAGGAAGAAAUAUAUGAUGACAGAGAAGAAGUUAUCGCAUCCUCGUGCAUUGAUUAUCGACGACCACCUACGGGCGAAUCAUUAGUAGGUAGUUCAGGACCGGUAAGUCCUAUAUACGAUCGCAAUGGUUACUCUUUACCAUCGAGUCCUCGAGAUUCUGUUAACGUCGGAAGAUACCGGAGUAGCUGCUCGGAUAGCGAAAUGGAUCCCCUCGUUUCAGCUGGCAGCUUAAAUUCAUCCGGCAAUUUCACUCGCAGACGAUCUUUCCCCUUGCGAUUUAAACUUGAUGUUCUCGAUGCUUUCCAUCGAGAUAAGGAAGUAAAGGAAAAUCAACGAGCCACCGCUAGAAAAUUCGGUAUAAAUCGUCGUCAGGUACAGAAAUGGUUAGAGCAAGAAGCGGAACUCAGGGAUGAAAUCGCCCUUCGAGGAGAUUCACGUCAACGAUUGGGUCCUGUCCAGGAUGUCGCUUUGAUCGGUGACUCACCGUUGGAUCUGACGACGACAAAUUAUGUUCCGAACUGCGUUUCAUUGUUACAUGAUCGGUUUGAGAUGGAACAAGAACGAUCGCCAUCGCAUUUUUAUCGCUGCGAUAUUAGUUCCGUUUCUCCUCAACAUCCUUCACAUUAUCAACACUAUACUAGAAUAGAAUCAUCCUCCGAAGUAGAACCUAUAGGGCCUUGCAAUCUUUCUUGCUCUAUAGACAGCACUACGAUUUCGACGACAUCCUCUUAUCAAGAGCUGUCUUUGAGAGAAUUCUGCUAUAUGGAGUCUUCAAUUAAAACACGCUGUUAUUCACCCAGAGCAAAUUCCGAAGUUUCUAAUCUUUCUGAAGGAUGUGAGCAAAGAUUUUCGCCGUUGAAGAGGCAGCAUUGUAUGCUUUCUUGCUGCUAUGAUGCAAUGUCGUCGCCAAAGAGAUUUUGCGAAAGGUUUUCGGAUGUGGACGACUGUUACGAUGCACCUCCUCAAGAUACACCUCUUUGUCUCGUGAAACCGAGGUUGACUCGGGAAUCUUCUCCCUCUCGAACGGAAUUGAUUUUGAAACCGAAUACUGUAUCGGCUUCGAAUAAUCCGGACGCUAUCACUUUCAAGCCUUACUUAGACAAUCCCGUGAGCAAGCCUGCGAAAAAAUGUGCCGAUCAGCGCGAUUCAUCUCCUAUCAGCAGCUAUAAUGUCAAUAACAAUAACAACAAUAAUAAUAAUAACAACAAUUGCCAAAUAAUUUGUAACUUCAACGAGAAUCAAAGUCGCAACUAUGAUUUUGAGCUUAAUCUGCGAGUACCGGUUUCCUGGAGGCCUGAUAUAAGUUUGUAUACAGGGUUUCCGCAAGGGAGUGCGUUUGUCAGCGUAUCUUCGCUCUACAUGUAACUUCCUCUUUCGAACCGCUCUCCUUCCUUCUGUUCUAAUCAAAUGCAGAGAACGGAAACCAGCAAGCUCGUAUAACGAUCAAUGGUCGUGUCUAUGUUUCUCUCCUUUCAUCUUAUUUAGAUGCACUUGUUUAAAAAUUUGAAAAAGACGCUAUAAUGAUUGGAUCGACAUUAUACUAAUAAUUAACUAAUUAGCUUAUGGAUAUAAAAAUCGAAUUUGUAGAUUUCUCAGGUGAAAAUUUGCCGGCGAGAGAUCGAUCAGUACGUGAUCUACUACACGUACGUAGCAGGCCACGUAAGCAUUUAUCGUUUCCACGGAUCAUCGGUGCCGCGUUAUAUAUCGCGAUAAAGUCUUAAUCGGACGAGCUGAGGCGUGGAAGGAGAUUAUACAUGGUCGCGUCCUCAGCUGUCUUCUUCCAACUUUAUCAGACUUGCUUGCCCCUCUUCCCCUCCAUCGUCCCAUCUCGCUCCACGAAAAAAAUCAUACAGAUAUCCUGGUAAAUCUUUUUCUCACCGCUUUAUCAUCGAGAUUAGAACCUGGUGGUUAUCGCACGGCUAGGCCGUUUAGAGGUCGAAUGUGUUCGCUAUAAUUAUAGAAUUAUGUCAGCGCAGCCAUUGCAAUGUAUCGAAAAAAAAUUCGCGGAAAAAAAGCUUGCCUAUGAACUUAUCAAAGAAAAAUUUAAAAAACUUUAAUUUCUUUUUUUUUAAUUUACAUUUUUUCUUCCAAGAUAUUUUUGAUUUAGUUUAACAAAUUUUCAAUUCUUUUUAAUAUUUUAACAUUUUUUAAAUAUUUUUAAUAUUGCAUAUUGUGCUCGACGCAUUGCGUCAGAAAAAAAAAAAUGAAGCUUUCAGAUUAUGAGUUUCUUACGUUUUCUCUAUAUUAUAUAAAAAACUACCCGCCAGUGGCGGGCAGAUUGAUCGGACGAUUUCUUGGUAGUAUGCAUAAUAUACUAUCCAUGGUUUUCUGCGAACUGUUCACGCGAUUAUAUUCAUCACUGGUAGCGAAUGUAUAGUCGAUCUGUGAAAAUUAUUUAAUUGCUCAAACAAUUUCUUCCAUGUGUGCAUAUGCGUCACGCAUAUACCACAUUAGUAUUACAAAUUAGUAACUUGUCAUCGCUCUUCUAUCCCCCCUUUUCUCACUGUUUGGCAAUUGUUGUCUAUUUCUUGUUCUUACUUUUUAUUGUUUUCUGUUAAAUGGCGUGUAAAUAUGUAAAUAUGUAAAUAUCGGGAAGAAACGUGACAUUAUCGUAUUCCGUCGCAUCCGAGAUUUCUGCGAUGUACAUUUGAUAGAUAUAGUGUUAUUAUAAAAAUGUUUAAAUAGUCGAUGCCUCCAAGGAGAAAAUUCCUUUGGAAAAAAUAAGCUAUUUUUAUACGAUUUCGUCUGAAAAAAAAGGAAAACAAAAGAAAAAAGAAGAACAAUAGAGAGAUGGAAAUUCGAGACGAAAUAAAACACUUCCGCAGAGACCACUUUUUGUGCCUUUUUUGUCGAUAUAAGACAAAAUACAAAACGUUCUUAACGCAUAACGAAAACGCGUAGGUCAAUUAUGCGCGUAAUAUAUAUAAAUAUAUUAAUAUUUGUAGGAAAUAAUAGAUUCGAUAUGUAGAAAAUAAAUUCGUUCGUUAUGCACUUCGUUUCAAUAAAUUAAUUUACUAAAUAAUGACAAAGAUGUACCGCAAUCAAUUUAUCCAUCGUUAAAAUAUUUAAAACGAGAGAGAUAACUAUAUGCGUGAUGUUAUUGCGUACAUAAAAUGUAAUUAGUUUGCUGACUGAUAGAAAAAUCGAUAGUUAUGCAAGAUGAAUAGAAAGAAUUAAAAAAAUAUAUAAGAACAACUCUGAAAGAAAACCACAUGUGCCUUAUAUAAUAUAUUCAUAUUAAAGUUGUAUAUCGCUCGCACGAGGCUUAGUGCGAGAUAAGACAAAUCACAGGGACAUAUAAAUUGUAUAAUAUUAAUUAUUAUGGUAAUAAUGUAUAGAUUUUAAUUAAUAUUUAUAAGAUAGAUCAACUUAGAAAGUGAUAUAAUUAUGCCUAUAUAUUUUCUAUACACAAUUCAAAUUAUGAAAUUUUUAUUUGCCUUCGAUACCGAUCGGUGAUCGCAAUUGAAUAAUUUAAACGAGAGGAAGAUUGCGCAUCGGCAUUGAACCAAGUCCGUAAUUAAUUAUACCGUGUCUCUUGAUUGUGAACAAUAUAUUUUUAUUUAAAUAAGGAGCAUCCAAAAAUUAUACCUAUCGUUUAAAAUAUUCAAGUAUCAAUACUCUGAUAAUCAACAACGCUCUUAUUUAAUUGACUUUUCAUAGAAAAGAAUGAGGAACAAAAAUUUAAAAAUAAUGAGCCUAGAGAAUUAAGAAUUAUUUGUAAAUUUUUAAAACCUGCAAAUUAAAGACUUGAGAAUUAGAAAUAUCGGAAAAGUAAAAAUCUUCAUUUUUAUUUAGUAUACUGCAAUUAAUUUAUAUGAAGAAAUUUUUUUUAAAUAUGUGUUCUUUACAUAAUUUUCUUUAACACAUUUUUAAUUUGCAAAAUUUGAAAACGCACAAAUAAUUCCUAAUUCUCAACAUUAUUUUUACUUAGCGAAAGGGGACAAUUGAAGACAUAACAAUUUAUAAAUGUUUUUCAUAAUAUGAAUGCACCCUUGUUCCCAGUGCACUGAGAGCGACACGAUUCGUCGAGAUGCAUUACGAUCCUCGAAGAGAUAAGCGAUUUCUUUCGCGUCUGACUUUGCUGGCGAAUUGUCAGAAUAAAACCUUUUGUAAAUUGUUAGUUGAUGCUAAAGGAAAUAAUAUUAGAUUGUAAGAAAUACUUUGUUCGGAUCGGAAAAACACAUUGCGAUAUUCAUUAAUAUGGGUUUUUCUCAACUUCCUCGAUAAAAUUCUAAAGCAAUCACAAAUACUAUAAAAUGAUCAUGAUGCUAAAGUAAAUUUCAUAUUUAUUAUUAGUAAAGACAAAAAUAUCAAGCGAUAUGAUGUGAGUAUAGUUUUAUAGAGAUCAUUAAUAUUUUAAUUUUUGAAUCGAAAUCAAGAAAAUUGAUAUUUAUAAAGCAGAUUUCUAAACAAUCAAGCAGUUGCCAAGCGAUCAGCAAGAAAGGCAAUUCUGUAAAUCACUGCUGCAGACAGGGCAGUUACGUUAAUGUUUCAAUAUUCACGCUUAAUCGAGCUCAUUCAUGAUGCAGCAUUAUUCAAUAUGGUUGCCUGUGUGAUCGCUUCGUACCGAGCUCUAAUUUAUCGUCUCACGAGUAAUAAAUUCAAGAUAUGAUAAUUAUAAUUAUUAUUUCUACGAAGAACAGUACAUCAUAUUACGAUCAAAAAUUUUUUUUCUCUACAUUUCUUUUUCCAGAAUAAAAAAAAAAUAUUUUUAUUUUAUUUUAUCAAAAUCUUUCAAUCUUGUCUUAAACAUUACUGUUAUGUAUACAUAUGUUUUUUGAAUUAAUCAUUUAAUUGUUAAAUAUAUAUUUUUCUAUUGCAAAACGAUUCGCCAAUCAAGUCCGAGGAUCGAGAGAUCGAACAAAGAAAAGUAGAUUUUCGCGCUUUGCCCACAAUUGUUAAUAGUGGUCAAGGCGGCAAUGUACAAUAAAAGCGCGCGUGCGUAAUUAUAAGCCAUAAUAAAUUACAUAAUGCCAUAAUACAUUUUACGUAAAAGAAGGCUGUACGACUGACGAAAAAAUUCUCGAUCACGCGAAAAAUGAAUUCGCCUCUGGAGUGCCUUGUAUGUGAGAGUGUGAGUAUGUUUGUCGCGUGUCCGUCUAAACUCGUAUAUGUAGUCACGUAUACACCACAGCCCACAAGAGUCUGUUAACGAGAGGCGUAAAGCGUAUAUAUGUAUAAGCAAUAUCUUUUAAGUGCAUAAAAGAAAGGGAGAAAGUUUCGUCCCUUCUGCAUAAAAACCCCUGCGUUUUAUUGACCGUACAACACACACAAAAACAAAAUAUAUAUAUAUAUAUAAGCAUAAUGUUCGUAUUGUACAAAAAAGUUUAUAUAUGUAUAUAUACAAAUAAAAAAAAAUAAUAAAGAGCUAGAACGCGAAAAUAUCAAAGAAAGUACAUAAAAAUUUAUCUAUCUAUAUAUACAUAUAUAUACAUAUACACAUAUAUCGAAAAUUAUAUUUUGAUACGAUCAACUUACACGACUAACGCGCCUCUGAACUCGCCCGGUGCCUUCAAAUUGCUCGUGCCUUACAAUUUCUCGCGCGAGGAGGAAUCGAGAACCCAUAGACAUUGUGAUUCUCUCGCUGAUAAUAUAAUAUUUGUCGUAUCGUAUCUUUGGCGAAAUUGCGCGAAUGCAAAUUAGAAAGUAAAAUAGUGUACAGGUAUAUACCAGUGACCUCCUCACGCGCGCAAGCAUAUAUCAGUAUUUCAAUUAUUCCUUAUUUAUUGUUUCCGUGACAUAUAAAGAGCCUCCAAAGUCCCAGUAAAGUAACUUGUUAAUCUCGUCAUCUCUAUGCCUUCUCGAUCGCAUACUUCGCAAAAACGUUGAAUUUCUUUUAAUCACAUCCUGCGUGCAAUCGCUAAUUUGAUAUGGCCGAAGAUUAUCCGGCAUUCGCAAUGCUCAUAUCAUUCGAUAUUUUAUCUUGCUGUUAUUGAUAUGUGUAGUCGAUAAACAUUGAGAGAAAAAAAGGCACACGGUUCCGCCAUCGCUCCACAGCUCAGAAACAAAAAUAGUCGAAUAAUCCGUCAGCGUCUUCAUCUUGCAAACAAAAUUGUGGCUAAUAACAUUGUUAAUAUUAUAUCUCUUCUUGUAUUGUUUAUUUAUGUGCCUUUUUUCUCAUUUUUCGAUUUUCCAUUUUUUCUCAUUUUCUGAUUUUUAUCUGAAACAAUCAUUACUGUAAUUUAACAAAAAACAUGAACAGAGGCGAGAAAGAAAAAAAAAAAAAGUAUUGAAGAA